AUGGACACAAUAAAGAUAAGCGAUAUUACAAACACAAUGAUCCACAACAAACCCAUCCUUGCGCCCAUCCCUCCCUCCCCCCUCACCCUGUCCGCUCUUCUCCACGCCCUCCACCCCCUCCAUCACCGACACCACCACCACCGCUCCCACCGCCCCAACAACCCCCCAACCAACUCCCCCCGCCUCUUCGGCCUGCUCACAACCGCGGGCUACCUCAUCAACGACUUCAACACCCGCGCCCACCUCCUGACCGCCACCAAACCCACCCACGCCCGCCUCCGCCAGCAGCAGCGCCGCUUCCUGGCGACGCUGAACCUAGACCGGCCCGCUGCCGUCGAGUUCGCGCCCGCGCGAAUGAGGGCGAAAUCCGAGGAGGCGCGCCUGAUGAGGGCCGCGACGCACUAUCGGAUAGGGCUGUGGGGAGUGGGAGAGCUUUUUCAGGGGAUCGUGAUGCAUUGCGGGGUGUUUCGUGGGGUGUUCAUGAGGGAGCCCGAGACUGGGGAGGAUGAAGAGGACGCUGGCGAUGAUAAGAACGCUGGUAAUGAGGAUAUGGUGGUGGGUGUGGGCGAAAUGAUUGACGGUAUGCGGCAGACUGGGAGAGUGAUCUCGGAUGUGGAGACGUGGAAGAGGGACAACCUGGUGUUCCCUGAGGAGAUUUGGUGCGGGCGGAGGAGACUAGGGGACGAGUGGAGAUUUGGUGCAAGCUGCCCGGGAGAAAGGACGAGAGAGACACGGAACGGCUUUUUAAGUAGAUGUGCUCGUCAAUCUUGUGUAGGAAUACUGCACAGGAGUGAUAUCCGAAUAAACAUCUAG
Chaetomium globosum CBS 148.51 is the source of this 813-nucleotide messenger RNA. RefSeq lists its product as uncharacterized. Bases 1 to 813 code for a protein of 270 amino acids. The record is from RefSeq and is a predicted model, not a curated record. NCBI's taxonomy places the organism in Eukaryota, Fungi, Ascomycota, Sordariomycetes, Sordariales, Chaetomiaceae. The transcript is spliced from 2 exons.